AUGGAAGCCCACAACGCAGCAGUGGCGGCCAUCUCGGCGCGCGUCAAGCACUUCUCGGAAACACGGCAGCCGUUCCGCAUCUACCACGGCUCGACAAACAGCACGCGGCGGUCGGAUAAGCGGGCGGACAACACGGUCGACACGAGCGGGCUGGACCACGUUUUGUCGAUCGACCGGGAGCGCAGGGUCGCCGUGGUCGAGCCCAACGUGCCCAUGGACGCCCUGGUGGCCGCCACGACGGCGCACGGCCUCGUGCCGCCCGUCGUCAUGGAGUUCCCCGGCAUCACGGCCGGCGGCGGCUUCUCGGGCACGUCGGGCGAGAGCAGCUCGUUCCGCCACGGCGCAUUCGACGCCACCGUCGAGUGGGUCGAGGUCGUCCUGCCCACGGGCGAGGUCGCGCGCGCCUCGAGGUCCGGGGAGCGGUCGGAUCUGUUCUGGGGCGCCGCGUCGGCGUUUGGGACCCUCGGCGUCGUCACGCUCAUGGAGCUGCGGCUCGUCGAGGCGAGGCCCUACGUCCAGCUCGACUAUCACCUCUCGGGCGGUGUCGGUGCCGCGGUGGACAUGAUGCGGGAGGAGAUGGCGCGCAGUGAGAACGACUACAUCGACGGCAUAGUCUACUCGCCGGCCGAGGUGGUCACCUGCGUAGGACGGAUGGUGGACGCGGUGCCGGAAGGGGUCAAGAUACAGCAGUUCGCGAGGCGUAAGGACCCGUGGUUUUACGUGCACGUCGAGAAGGACGUCCUGCCGCGGCUGAAAAGGUUGGAGGAGAAGCCGAGCGACGGCAUCAAGACUUUUACAGACUACGUGCCGCUGACAGACUACCUGUUCCGCUACGACCGCGGCGGCUUCUGGGCCGCGAGGUGGGCGUUCCGCUACUUCCUCACGCCCUUCAACCGGGCCACGCGCUGCCUGCUCGACCCGCUGCUGCACACGCGCGUCAUGUACCGCGCGCUGCACAAGUCCGGCCUGGCCGACUUUUGCAUGACGCAGGACGUGGGGGUCCCGUUCGACAAGGCGGCCGAGUUCGCGGCCUGGCUGGACGAGGAGCUGACCAUCUACCCGCUGUGGCUGUGCCCGCUGCGGCUCCGGCGCGCCGAGGGGCCCGACUCGGCCCACGGCCUGCACUCGCAGUUUGCCGACCCGGACCUGCCCGACCUGCUCAACUUUGGCGUCUGGGGCGACCUGCCCAGGGGCAAAAUGGACCGCCGCGCGGCCGUCCAGUCCAACCGGCGGCUCGAGGCCAAGGUCGCCGAGCUGCGGGGCAAGAAAUGGCUGUACGCGCAGGCCUUUUACACCGAGGACGAGUUCUGGGCGCAAUACGACCGGGCGUCGUACGACGCGCUGAGGAAGAAGUACGGUGCUGACUACCUGCCCAGCGUCUACGACAAGGUCCGCGUGGAUCUGGAAGCCGAGGAGGCCGCGGAUGCUGGGGGCACGCUUGGAACCAGGGCCAAGAGGGCCAUCUGGAAGGUGUGGCCGGUGCGUGGUCUGUAUGGCGUCCUGGCGGCUAUCAAGAGCGACGAAUACCUCAUGCACAAGACUAGGAGACAGGACCGGGGCGAUGUAAAGGCUAAAUCGCAGUAG
Messenger RNA from Pyricularia pennisetigena, 1584 nucleotides. RefSeq lists its product as uncharacterized. Gene Ontology annotation, molecular function: FAD binding; Delta24(24-1) sterol reductase activity. The coding region runs from base 1 to 1584 and encodes 527 amino acids. Gene Ontology annotation, cellular component: membrane; cytoplasm. Gene Ontology annotation, biological process: steroid metabolic process. The record is from RefSeq and is a predicted model, not a curated record. Lineage: Eukaryota; Fungi; Ascomycota; Sordariomycetes; Magnaporthales; Pyriculariaceae. The transcript has a single exon.